UACUUUACGCAAAGCGCAUUCUACACUUGCACAUAACGCAUUGUUGGAAAUGCACUUUGUUAACGCGUUUUUUAUAACCUCUGUUGUAUAGUUGUGGAUUUAAACAUGUCAAACUCAGCAAGAUGAGGUUACGAUAUUCGGUUUUGGUUCUCAUUUGCUUUUUGUGGGAUUUGCAAAUAAGUUCGGGGAUCGCGCCAACGAACAAAACCACGGAUUUUCAACAGGAGUACAGACCCGAGGGUCCGUUGGUACUGUGCAAAUUUCUGCCGAAAGAAUUUAUAGAAUGCCUAGAGCCGUUCGAUCAUAAAGGUAAUAAAACUGCCAAAGACGAAACUGGAUAUGGUUGUGUAAAGUUUGGAGGUUCCUGGUAUGAAAAAGUUGAAAAGACCAAAGUAUCCUGUACAGUAUUACCAGAUAUAGAAUGUUAUGGACCCAGAACAUUUGAUCGCAAAGGAGUUCCCUGCAUAAAGUACAGUGAUCAUUAUUUUGUUAGUACUUUACUAUACAGUAUAUUGUUAGGUUUCCUAGGUAUGGAUCGGUUUUGUUUAGGGCAAGCAGGUACUGCAGUAGGUAAAUUGUUCACAUUAGGUGGAAUAGGAGUAUGGUGGGUGGUUGAUGUAAUAUUAUUGGUAACAGAUUCUUUGCAACCUGAGGAUGGUAGCAAUUGGAAUCCCUACGUAUAGUAAACCCAAUACUAAUUUAAAGUAUAUCUCAGAAAUGUGAAAAGACCAUAUUUGUGUACUUUUUUUAUAUUAAUAUUCAAUAAUUUUGAACC
Molecule: messenger RNA, 775 nt
Organism: Colletes gigas
Lineage: Eukaryota; Metazoa; Arthropoda; Insecta; Hymenoptera; Colletidae
Gene: amrt
Product: TM2 domain-containing protein CG11103
Exons: 3
Coding region: 123-683 (186 amino acids)
Source: RefSeq, a predicted model, not a curated record